Molecule: messenger RNA, 1252 nt
Organism: Anopheles stephensi (Asian malaria mosquito)
Lineage: Eukaryota; Metazoa; Arthropoda; Insecta; Diptera; Culicidae
Gene: mTerf3
Product: transcription termination factor 3, mitochondrial
Exons: 2
Coding region: 74-1144 (356 amino acids)
Biological process (GO): regulation of DNA-templated transcription; mitochondrial ribosome assembly
Cellular component (GO): mitochondrion
Molecular function (GO): double-stranded DNA binding
Source: RefSeq, a predicted model, not a curated record
CUCACCGCUGUGUUUUGUAAACAAAACGUUACCGCAUGCUGCACGCGUGUGGUUUCGCAAUUCCAGCGUAAAAAUGAGAAGCAUACUGAAAAGUGUAAUUAAAAUAGGUGUUUCUGCACGUUUCGAGCUUUUAUUGCGACGCCACCUGUGUACGAAGGUGUCCAUUGCCGAUCCACAGCACAGCAGUGCCUUGCAACGGUACGAGGAUGAUCUGCAGGAUGAGUUCCACCAAGUGCUGCGCGAAGAACAGCAACGGUCCGUGCUCGAUCCGGUACCGGAUCCGAUGGCACUGGAAGCUUUCCCCAACACAAAACCCGCCUUUAACUUUGCGGCCUACGUAAACAAAUCACACACCCUGCAGCAGCUCGUAUCGCUUGGCGUGGAGCUGCACCGGCUGGAAAAGCGCAAAGGUAUCCCACAGUAUGUGCUUGGGCUAGAUUUUGAGCGAGACAUGAAGGCACACAUACGGUUCCUGGCGGACGUUGGUGUACCGGCGGAACUGUUGGGCGAGUUUCUCACUAAAAACCCGUUGAUUUUCAAAGAAGAUUUGGGGGAUCUUGAAACGCGAACGAAUUAUCUGGAAUCGAAACGAUUCCAACGGGAAGAAAUUGCACGGAUCGUGACGAACAACCCGUUCUGGCUUAUGCUCAACACCAAGCGGAUCGAUCGACGGUUAGGAUACUUUCAGAAAACGUUUCAGCUGGCGGGCAAUGAGGUGCGAACGCUAGCCACCAAACAGCCAAGAUUGAUCACGUACAACCUGGAGCAUGUACGUAAAAACACGUUCACCGUGCAGGAAGAGAUGGGAUUCGAGAAGGAGGAAGUAAAGCAGCUUUUGUUGAGCAAGCCGCGCAUUUGGAUGAUAAAAACGGAAGCGCUACAGUACCGAUUCGAAUACCUUCACCGUCGCAUGAAGCUAUCGCAUGCGGAAAUUCUGCAAACACCCGACCUGCUGCUCACACGCGACGUUCGGAUCAAGCAAAGACACGGGUUUUUGAAAUUUCUCGGCAAAGUGCAGUACGAUCCCAAGAAAGAGCUGUAUAUUCCGCUAAAAUCACUGGCCGUGGGUACCGACGAGGAGUUCGUUACAGAAGUGGCUAAAUCGAACAUGGAAUGUUACAAUCGCUUCCUGAAAACAAUCUGAAACACGCUGCUGGACGCAAUGGAAAGUUUAAUUUUUGAAACAAAACCAAACGAAGUGAAAAUAUAUAGAUAUAUGGUGCCGUAAUAGGGAAAAGCACAGUGUAAAAUG